Molecule: messenger RNA, 2517 nt
Organism: Cyprinus carpio (common carp)
Lineage: Eukaryota; Metazoa; Chordata; Actinopteri; Cypriniformes; Cyprinidae
Source: RefSeq, a predicted model, not a curated record
GGCAGUAAUGCAACACUAUGGAUGCCAACUGCCGUAAAACUCCAACGAAGUAGAAGAAGAAGACCACUUCAUAGCUAAAGCAGUCUGUUUACGGUUGUUAAAUUAGAUUUGGCGGUUGUACAGUUUUCUUUUGUGACCACGCUGAAGAAGAUAUCUGGCAUGCAGGGCGUUUGCAAUAAAAACGCUUAAUUUGUUCAGUAUUUUAACAUAUUUGUUGCUCGUUGGCAGACUGACCUGUCUUUUCAGCAUCAUGGCAUCUGGAGAUAAUUCUCUCAUCAACAUGUCCUAUUGGGAGUGUGGUAAAAGGAGGAUGCGAUUCUUGUAUAUUACAAACAACAACUCGUUUAAUGUUGCUAAACCAAGCACAAACGAGGAUCAGAUGAUCCCUCUCUUUCUUGGAGCUGAUCUGUUCGCAGACACAGAUGUUCACAGUAAAAAUCAGCCCAGAUACCAUGCGAAAUAUGCUAAACGAGGAUUGGCAACCAAACUGGUUUUCCCAUCAGACUACAGAUUCCAAGGACUGCGACUCCCCUAUUCCAACAACAGUCUGUGGUUCUAUAGUGUUCAUGGAGUUUUUCGAGUGGCAUUUGAACUGUAUAGCAAACAAGAUCAGCUCUCAGUUAUGGAGUCAUUUCAGGAUGUAUGGAAAUCUCGAAUAAAUGACAACAACUUGAACAUGACCUAUCAUCUUGGUGCCCAGGAUGUUCAACCCCAAAAUGAUCAAGAUGCGCAAACAAUUUUGGAAAAUAAUACAUGUUCAUCAUACCAAGUCAAUCGACAGUUUGGCGAAGUAGAAACAAACUUCUUUCCAAUAGUCACAGAUCAGUCAGAUAUUUCAGCAGCUUCAGACCAUGACUACUGUUCCUCAGAGCAAACAAACUUAAGCCAGUCUACUUUACUUGCACAGAAACUUCGAAGCCUAGGGGAAAAAGUGAAGUUAUUUACAAGUAUUGAAGCAGAACAUUUGAAGACUGCCACAAAGGUCCUGGACUAUGUUGAAUACUGUAUUACUGGGAUGAUUGACGAGGAAAAACUGAUGGACACUGUGAUGGCCCUGUUUCAAACUCAUUUUCAGAGCUACUCCAUCUACUCAAGCAGUCUGCUGAAGGCUGUGGCAGGUUGGCUUGGCCAGCAGUUCAAUGCAGCCAACAGCACCAUUAGCCACCGGGUUGAAGGUUUUAAGGCCCAACACAUUGAGCACAUUACAAACUUGCCGCCUCCAGAGGAGCUGGCAACUGAACUUUUCCCAGAGGCAAUGCGAAAUCUUCUUACACACUGGAUGGGUCUGAGUGAUGAGGCAGAAAACUGGAAAAGACACAGCGAAUACCCCAUUUUAUUACUUAUUCUAGAAUUUGCUAAUCACAAUCUUAUCACAGGAGUAGCUCAUGUCUUGUAUUCCAGUCUAAUAUGCAAAUAAGUAUACUUCGAUGUAGGUUAUACAUUACAUAUCAUUUGGUCGCAGUUUUGUUGGUUUAUAGCCUUAAAACACAAUUGAUUCCAAAUAAAUAAAAAAAAGUCAAAUGUUUAUGUCCUUUCCACAGCUAGCUGUUGACAGAUGUAGUAUUUUGUCCUAAAAGGAAGAAAAAGACAGCAAAAAGUAUUAAAUGAAAUCUGAAUUUAAUGUUUCUGAAAAUAUUCAGGCUGAAAGUUUGAAUCCAAACACAAGAGGGCAGCAGAGCUUCACGUACUGUUCUCAUCACUGAAAAAUAAAGCACACCUGAACAUCAAGCAUUUCAAAAUUAAAUUUUGUUUGUAAUUCACUUGUAUAACAUAAUACAAUAAUAAUAAAAUAAAUCAAAUAGAAUACAUAUUCACCUGGAUCCAGUCACCAAUGGCUUACGUAGACAAUUCAGUAAUCAAAUUGCUAUGUAUCUUUUUAAAUGUAAUGUGCGUCUUUACGUGUCUCUUUAAAGAAAUGUUAUGCUAUUUUUUUAAAAGAGACAAAUAAUAUUGUCUUAUUUUAAUUGGGCAGCAACAUAUUCAGCUAUGUCUGGUAACUGACAAAUAUAUAUUUUUAUAUCAUUAGCAUAUAUAAAAAAUAUUAUUAAUCAUUAAUUAAAUCAAACUCAUAAGGUUCUACAAAUGAAUUUCUAUGCCUUUUUUGGGGUAAUGAUAUUCAACCAUAUACACUUAUACCUGUUACCUGAAGUAUAUAAGUUUCUUAUCAUGUGGAUAACAUUACAGUAUUAGUCUUUUUCUGUCAUUUACUGAUAUAAACGUCUAAUCAUUUAGGCAUUGCUGUAACUCUUCUAGCAUUCAGCUCAUAUUUCAUUUUCCUUGAUCAAACUGUUGUGGUGUUAUGGCUUUCAGUUGUCGCAUCCUCUAUGCGUCCUCAGAACACCCACUUGUCUAUGAGUCAAGUUUUGUUAAAUCUGAACAUACACUAGUCAACAUUUGAAGUUGUCCCAAAACCAAAAUGUGUUUCUUUAACAAUUCAUGCAUAACAUGUAAGUCUGUUAUUAGUCAAUGUUGUCAUUAAUGAAAUGUCAUCCUUCAUGGCUUUUGACGGUCUACAGA